Stegastes partitus (bicolor damselfish) is the source of this 1948-nucleotide messenger RNA. RefSeq names its product MAPK associated protein 1 (gene mapkap1). Gene Ontology annotation, biological process: TORC2 signaling. The coding region runs from base 450 to 1697 and encodes 415 amino acids. NCBI's taxonomy places the organism in Eukaryota, Metazoa, Chordata, Actinopteri, Pomacentridae. The transcript has 11 exons. Gene Ontology annotation, molecular function: phosphatidylinositol-4,5-bisphosphate binding. Gene Ontology annotation, cellular component: cytoplasm; TORC2 complex; plasma membrane. The record is from RefSeq and is a predicted model, not a curated record.
AUUCCUGUUCAAGGGGUUGGAGUACACAACCUGGCGUAAAAUCAGAAGAAGACGAAGAAGAACAUUAAGAAUGGAACCGGAAGUGAAACUGCUGCUGGGCUGAGCAAAGCAAAUUGAAUUGGCUUGCAGCUAUACUAUGACUUUGGUAUAGAGGAUUAUAACUGAUGAAAAUACACUAUGCAUGGACAAAAUGGAGCAUUGUGGACAUUUUUUUCUUCUUCGGAUGUAACUACUAAAGGUACUGGCACUUUUCCUACAAUGGAGCUGAGAGUAUAGUCAAGAAACGGAGAUGGAAAAGGUGACGCCUCUUCACCUGACAUCAGCGACUGCUUUAACACUCUCAAACAAAGACUGAAAGGAAAGGAAGGGAGUCCUCUGGGUUAUAGGCUUGGGGUGAGACAAAGAGAAAACAUCCCAAACCAUAAGCUAUUCUUUGAAAACCAGAGGAAAUGGCUUUCUUGGACAAUCCAACCAUUAUUCUGGCUCACAUCCGACAGUCUCAUGUGACCAGUGAUGAUACAGGAAUGUGUGAGAUGGUACUAAUUGACCAGGAUGUAGAUCUGGAGAAGUGCCAACUUUCUCUGGUGCCCGGAAGCAGCUGUGGGUCAACUGGAUCGGGCUCUCUGAGUGAGGGGGGCAGCAGCGUGAUGGACAAUCAUGCCUGUGAUCUCUCUCAGUCCAUGGACAUCACCUCCAGCUGGGACUUUGGCAUCCGUCGGCGCUCUAACACAGCUCAAAGGCUUGAAAGACUAAGGAAAGAACGGCAGAACCAGUUCAAAUGUAAAAACAUCCAGUGGAAGGAGAGGACAUCCUCCCAAUCAGUGGAAGAUCUGGGAUCUCUGUUUGAAAAACGUGACUUUAAAGACAGGCCACGGACAGCUGGUACAAAAUCAACCCUUUCAUUGCGGCUGGAGCAGUGCCCCCAGCAGCUCAACAACCCCUUCAAUGAAUACUCCAAAUUUGAUGGAAAGCAUCCUCUAAAUGCUGCUCAUGGCUUCUCUCUAAUCCCUGUGGACAGUCUGAAGGUAACAAUGAAGGAAAUUCUCCAGAAAGCACUGAAGAAAAGGAAAGGCUCACAGAAAGGCUCAGGACCCAUGUAUCGCCUGGAGAAGCAAAUGGAGCCGAACGUUGCUGUCGAUCUGGACUCAACGCUGGAGAGCCAGAGCACCCUGGAGUUUUGCCUGGUCAGAGAAAACAGCUCCAGAGGUGAGGAGAGCUCUGAAGAAGACCCUCCUAUUGACAUCACCACAGUUCAAGACAUGUUGAGCAGUCACCACUAUAAGUCCUUCAAGAUCAGCAUGAUUCACAAGCUGCGUUUCACCACAGAUGUCCAGCUGGGUAUUUCAGGAGAAAAAGUGGAGAUUGAUCCUGUCACCAAUCAGAAGGCCAGCACUAAGUUCUGGAUUCGGCAGAAACCCAUCUCUAUCGACUCAGACCACCUCUGUGCCUGUGACCUUGUAGAGGAGAGAAGCCCAAGUCAUGCAAUAUUUAAGCUCACUUACCUCAGCAACCAUGACUACAAGCCUCUCUACUUUGAGUCUGAUGCUGCUACUGUCAAUGAAAUAGUGCUGAAGGUAAAUUACAUCCUGGAGUCCCGGGCCAGCACCUCUCGUGCUGAUUACUUUGCUCAGAAGCAACGGAAACUGAGCCGACGGACCAGCUUUAGUUUCCAGAAGGAGAAGAAGACUGGCCAGUAGACAGAGUAAAACUGCUCAGCCAGUUGUUUUUUUGUGUGUGAUUACACAGGGACAAGGCCUAGCAAUGUCGUACCCAGGCUAGGACUCAAAACUCCUAGAAGUGGAGACUAACAGAAAUGUCACAUCAGAAAAGAUGAGAGACAGUCACAGGCAGAAAAUGGACCAGGAAGACAUGUCUCUGCUUCAGCUGGCGAGGUGGUUUCUGUCUCUGAACCUUCACAAGAAAAAACAUUUCGCAAGCAAAAGUAAAC